AAAAAAAAUCCAAAGAGAAACACACAAUCAUGUUUUUGGACACCAGAGUUUUACGCUAUCUCACGGCAGAAGACUGGAGAGUCUUGACUGCCGUUGAGACGGGCAGCAAGAACCACGAGCUCGUCCCGACCCCUCUGAUCGAGAGAAUUGCCCGUCUCAAGGGCGGUGCCAGUGGUGUUCACAAGAGCAUAGCGACCCUUGCCAAGUCUGGCCUCAUCGGACGCAUGAAGGAGGCCAAGUACGACGGCUACCGACUGACCUACGGCGGUCUUGACUAUCUGGCGCUGCACACCCACUCCUCGAAAGAUGUCGUCUACAGCGUUGGCAGUCGUGUGGGUGUCGGCAAGGAAUCCGACAUCAUGAUCGUAGCCGACAAGACCGGCAAGCAGAAGAUUCUCAAGAUCCAUCGUCUAGGCCGCAUUUCCUUCCGUACCGUCAAGUCCAACCGCGACUACCUGCGCAACCGGCAAGGCGGCUCAUGGAUGUAUCUCUCGCGGCUCGCGGCCAUGAAGGAAUAUGCCUUCAUGCAGGCUCUCCAAGAAGAAGGCUUUCCCGUUCCCGAACCGAUUUCCCAGUCCCGACACACUAUCGUCAUGAGCCUGGUCCAGUCCCUACCACUUAGACAGGUCUCCUCGGUUCCAGACCCCGCGAGCCUCUACGCUGAGCUUAUCGACCUCAUCCUUCGACUGGCCAAGCACGGGCUCAUCCAUGGUGAUUUCAACGAGUUCAACAUUUUGAUCAAAGAGGAGCGGACCAACAAGUACACGAUCGAGGACGGCGAGGAGAAGGAGACGGAGACGGUGACCCUUGUCCCAGUCAUUAUCGACUUCCCACAAAUGGUGUCUAUGGACCACGUAAACGCCGAGAUGUACUUUGACCGCGAUGUCGAAUGCAUUAAGAGGUUCUUCAAGAAGCGCUUCCACUUUGUGCCCACACAACUCGGUCCUUUCUUCAAGGAUGCUAAGAAGACGGUUGGCAAGGAUGGUGCUAAGCGGUUGGACGCCACUGUGGAGGCUUCAGGAUUUACCAAGAAGAUGCUCAAGGAACUGGAGAAGGCUAUUCAGGAACAACAGGCGAAGAUUGAUGCGGGUGAGGCUGUGGAGGAAGAAGAGCUUGACGAGGACGAGGAUGAGGAGGAUGAUAGCGGAAGCGAUUCAGAUGAUGAGGAAGAUGAGGAAGAUCAACAAGAGGAAGAGGACCACGCCGUGUUCGAGAUUCCGGCAAAUGUUGGAAGGCCUUUGUCAGAUGCAGAGAAGGGGCUGGAAAAGUUAUUACUUGGCGGCAAGGGCGGCAAGCGAAGGGCUUGA
Neurospora tetrasperma FGSC 2508 is the source of this 1307-nucleotide messenger RNA. RefSeq lists its product as uncharacterized. Lineage: Eukaryota; Fungi; Ascomycota; Sordariomycetes; Sordariales; Sordariaceae. Bases 30 to 1307 code for a protein of 425 amino acids. Gene Ontology annotation, biological process: maturation of SSU-rRNA; protein phosphorylation. The transcript has a single exon. Gene Ontology annotation, molecular function: protein serine/threonine kinase activity; ATP binding. The record is from RefSeq and is a predicted model, not a curated record. Gene Ontology annotation, cellular component: preribosome, small subunit precursor; cytosol; nucleus.